Molecule: messenger RNA, 1508 nt
Organism: Microbotryum saponariae
Lineage: Eukaryota; Fungi; Basidiomycota; Microbotryomycetes; Microbotryales; Microbotryaceae
Source: the annotation of a GenBank genome assembly
AUGCCCCACACGAACAACCCGAAUGCAGCCUCUCGCAACGCCAACCGAGCGGGCAAGAAGCCCAAAUUUCUGCAGAAGAAGUCAGGCCCGGCAGUCGCUCGCCAAAGGCACGACACGAUCGAUGAGGCAAAGGCCGCGAAGGACGAGCUGCACGACCAUGACACGGAUCGAAACGGGGCCAACGCAAAAGGCCAGAGUCGGAGUAAAGGCAUGGGCAAGGGCAAAGGCAAAGCAAAGGCCAAGGAUCAGUCGGAAAUAGUUGCUGCUGCUUUUCCACCCGAGCAAGACUUGGACUCUCGCGAAAGCAAAGUGAAGCUCAUCCGCGAGUUUCAUGCAAUCGAGAAGCGGCUCGCCGCAACUCAGGACCCGAAAGAACGAGCCGAUUUGAGAGCCAAACGGGAGCAGCUCGGCGGCCUGCAAAAGUACCAGGACGCUUCCGUUCAUGGCGGCGACAAGAGUCGAGGGGGCGAAACGAGCAAGUGGUGCGUCAUACAACUCAAGGAGCUCAAGGUUGGCGUCGACAAGGGCAAACAAAUGGAAAAGGGUAAAGUCGAACCCGUGGUCAACGCCGACGGGACGAAAACCUGGCCCAAGAUUGAGAGGGAAAAGGUCCGUACUUGAAGAUCACAAGUCGGCAAAGGACGCGGUAUGUUGACGGUACAUUGCACUGAAUAUGUCUUCCCCGCUCUCCUGUACCCCCACAGCUACGACUCUUGGACGUCGGAGCAAUAGCUGGCACGGCUUACGCGGACUAUGCGUGGAUUGAACCCACCUCCAUCGAUCUCAACCCACAGUCCGAAUCCGUGCUCAAGCACGACUUCUUCGAAUAUCCACCACCUCCCGCCUCCGGGCGUUUCUUCGACGUCGUGGCGCUGAGCCUCGUCCUCAACUUUGAAGGGUCACUCACUCGAAGGGCCGACAUGCUUCGUCGAGCUCACCUCUACCUCAAACCUCAAGGUCUUCUCUUUCUCGUCUUACCCCUCCCCUGUCUCACCAAUAGCCGAUACAUGAACCAUACCCGACUCGAGGCGAUUCUGUUGACAACAGGGUGGGCGCCUGUGCGGAGAAAGGACUCGGCCAAACUGACGUAUUGGCUUUGCAAGCGAGUCGGCGAUGGAUCCGGCGACCGCAAGGGUUGGAAGAGGGAGCAACUUCGGGGUGGAAUACAGCGCAACAACUUUGCCAUCAUCGUCAACGCACCUGGACAGAGCUCUACGGAAGAAUCCGAAGCAUCAACAUCUUCCAUGGCAGCCACAACGACGACAAAAACACCGAUAGCCGAGGCACCAGCGGCAGCAACCGUCGACGAACCGAAGGCCCUUGCUGAGGCCGCUGAGGUGGAAGAGGAUCACGAGAUGAUUCCAACGAGCGAGACUGCGCUUGAUGAAGCCUACGAGGAGGAAUGGGAUGGCAUACAGAUGAGAUCGGAUGAUGCCGCCGAGCCGAUCUCGGCAGGGGUAGAAACACAGGACGAUGCCGAGGUCGAGUGGGUGGGCAUCGAGGAAUGA